AUGUCAUCGCGUGUUGAAGUUCAUGUAUUUUCCGACGCAUCGAAAGAGGCUGUUGCCGCAGUGGCAUUUAUCAAAGUGUUUUCUGAAGACUCUAGUGAGAUUGGGUUUCUUACCGGGAAGGCGAAGGUGGCACCUGCACAUGGCCACACGAUACCGAGAUUAGAACUGUGUGCUUCGCUUCUCGCGGUCGACAUUGCAGAGAAUAUUAGAGAGCAACUCGAUGUACCCAAAGACAUGUUUACAUUCUACACGGACAGCCGCGUUGUGUUGGGCUAUAUUUCGAAUGAAUCCAAAAGGUUUCACGUGUAUGUCGCGAAUCGGGUGAGCAGAAUCCGAUCCUUUUGUGGACCUCAUUCCUGGAAAUACGUCGCAUCGAGUGAAAAUCCCGCCGAUAUAGCUACUCGCGGUUGUAGCGCUUUCGAACUUCCGAAUAGCCUGUGGAUUAAUGGCCCUUCUUUUCUUCGCAAGGGUCAAGACAUCGGUGACGCGUCGUUUACUUGGUUGUGA
Ylistrum balloti is the source of this 507-nucleotide messenger RNA. RefSeq lists its product as uncharacterized. Gene Ontology annotation, molecular function: nucleic acid binding. The transcript has a single exon. Bases 1 to 507 code for a protein of 168 amino acids. NCBI's taxonomy places the organism in Eukaryota, Metazoa, Mollusca, Bivalvia, Pectinida, Pectinidae. The record is from RefSeq and is a predicted model, not a curated record.